AUGAAUAUUCUGAUCGCUCUUCUUCAUUUCAUUUGCCUCGUUGCGAUGAUCGACGCCGGCCGCCGUCGGUAUGAGCCGACGCGGAUUUAUGAGCGAGUGCCGGUUUACAAGAUUCGCGGACCACGUAUGCUGCUGGAGUGCCGCGAAGAGACCGAUUGUCCGGAUGAUCGACUUUGCGAUGAUGGCGUUUGUCUGAACGCCAAUGAGCUCUUCGAAAAGUAUCAUUAA
Molecule: messenger RNA, 228 nt
Organism: Caenorhabditis bovis
Lineage: Eukaryota; Metazoa; Nematoda; Chromadorea; Rhabditida; Rhabditidae
Source: the annotation of a GenBank genome assembly